Molecule: messenger RNA, 951 nt
Organism: Letharia columbiana
Lineage: Eukaryota; Fungi; Ascomycota; Lecanoromycetes; Lecanorales; Parmeliaceae
Exons: 3
Coding region: 1-951 (316 amino acids)
Source: RefSeq, a predicted model, not a curated record
AUGCCAAGAAUGGCAGCCAGCACCUCACGGAAGCUGCCAAAGCCUCAGGGUGGCAUGACCUUCGCCUGCGGCAACCCGCCCGGAGAUGAGUGCGACUUGGUAGGAGCCACAGUGCUUGCCAGAUCCUCUUGGGUCUCUCUCCGUCCGUACCGUCAAGGGGAUUACAAGCACGUUCUGCGAGGCGAGAGAGAUCGAACUGUUACUGGGAGACGGGAGAGGUCGGACCUAGGCUUGGAGGGAUCUCGAGGUCUGUCUGAAGAGCAGGGAUGGGCCCACACAGUCAUCGCCGACUUUGAGGUGGUGGCAGCGGAUGCUCUUUCCGGCUCGGGAGAAGGUCGAUGGACCGCGGCUGGACAAGAAUGCAAGGAAGAUCAGAGGCGGUACUGGAAGGAUGCAACGCCUUGUCCGUUCGGCAGAAAGGAAGGAAGGAAGCCCAACACCCUCCAUGACGUUCCUAGAGCAGACGAACCAUGCCCCCUCCAUCUCCGAAACCUUACCGAAAGUCAAGGCGGCGACCCCGACACGAGCCGGACGGCCGGUCUUCCAGAUACGAGUGACGUUUCCAUCGACUCCGGACUCGUGACAGACUGGCCAACCCGUACCUCGGAGAGAAGAAGAAGAAGAAGAAGAAGAAGCGCAGAAGAAGCGCAGAAAGAGCGCGCCGUGCGAAGCGCCAAAACGGGGCGACUCGGUGAAAUUCAACCACUACACCCGCCCCCGCGAGCAAACCUCUCCCGUGCUCCUCGGCGCAUGCACGAGAAGCUCCGGGCGGAGUCCGACGUCGAGGCCGUACAGCCGGCCCAUGAAGGCUCUGGGCCGAACUUUCGGAGCAUCAGAGAUGGGUACGGCGCGGAGGUGGUGAAGCGGUUCGGAGGGUUGAGGGUGCUGGGAAAGAAAUUCUUGGCUACGGGGCUGGUGCAGCUGUUUGGACGGAGGGGCAUGAGGUGGUAG